AUGUUACCAACCUCUAUCUUCGCUGCUAGCAGCUUCAUCGCUUUUGGAACCGCGUUCCCGCUUUACUCUCGUGUCGCAACAUCUACUACUCUAGCUCCGCGAGCUGCUUACAUCACUUUUGGUGGUGACGGGUCAACCGCUGCGGGAUGGCCGAGGCAGAGCGAAUGGAAGUCUUUCGAGGACGCCUGGGCAUCCAAUCAAGACACUAUCAGGGGUUCUUGCGAAAAUCACGGCUGGGGCGACAACAACAGCGACGCCGAAACUCAGGCCGUCAAGGACAGUAUUGAGUCAGAGUCAGGAGCUUCUGGCGUUCCCAAAGAGCUCAUUCUCGCCAUAAUGAUGCAAGAGUCCAAGGGCUGUGUUCGUGCUCCCACUACUGCGUCCGACGCGCCCAACCCGGGUCUUAUGCAAGGCGCAGGUACUGCCUCCUGCCAUUCCAUCUCGCCCUGCCCCGCCAACGUUAUCUAUGACAUGAUCCACGAAGGCACCACCGGAGAAGGUCUAAGGUUAAGUCUGAAGAAGGCGCUGGACGCCUUCAGUGCCACUCCGGACGACAGCAAGUACUACAAAGCAGCGCGUCUCUACAACUCCGGCGAUCAGGUCACAGAUCCAAACUUGGGCCAAGGCGCUACUGCAUGCUACGCUUCAGAUAUUGCGAACCGUCUCAUCGCACCUUUCGGGGACAGUAGCUGCGACAACGGUGCUGUCGCUAGCCUUGCUCAGACUGCGGGCCGCGAGACUGUCAACAACGACAACAACAAUAGCAACGACGAUCAGCCACUUGAUCUUGAACAACAUCAGACCGUGGAUGAACAGCCAGCGCCCAAGCAGAAUGCCGAUACCCAGACUGCUGACAGUGGCGUCCUGGACACUAGCAUCACUGGCGCUGUGGAAGGCUGCAUCAAAUACUAUACACCUUCGGACGGCAGUACCUGCGAGGCCGCACCAGUCCCUUUGGCCACGUUGCGUCAACUUAACUCACUGUUGAGCGAGGAUUGCUCUAACCUUUGGGCCGGGUACGGUUACUGCAUCGCUACCUUAGCGUUAUUGCAGCCCAACUAG
This is a messenger RNA of Alternaria metachromatica, 1062 nucleotides long. RefSeq lists its product as uncharacterized. NCBI's taxonomy places the organism in Eukaryota, Fungi, Ascomycota, Dothideomycetes, Pleosporales, Pleosporaceae. The record is from RefSeq and is a predicted model, not a curated record. Bases 1 to 1062 code for a protein of 353 amino acids. The transcript is spliced from 3 exons.